AUGGCGCUUAAAAAGCAGAUAUGGACAUUGAUGUCCAAAAACUUCAGGGCGAUAUUGUUUCGUCACGUGAAGACUUGUAUCAUGAUGGCCUUUGUUCUGCCCAUCGUCCUUUCAUACUUCUUCAGUUUCGCCAAGAAUCUCUACGCUCCGCCUGCAAAUUACGGUAUUGGCAAAAUCCGUUCCAUCAUGACCCUCCCUGAGGCUUUCAGUGCCGCCAAGAGCAGUGGAAGAACCAAGAUCGUCCUCGUCAACAACGGUUUCACCGGAGGCAAUAUCGAUCUUGUUUUGGAAAAGAUUGCAAACGCUGUAACGACUGAUGGAUCCAUGGACCUUGUUAGGGUUAGCCAUGAGAACGAUUUGGUUACUACUUGUCGUAGCAGUUUGCGAGGCGUUACAGCCUGUUUCUGCGCCGUUGUGAUGCGGUCGUCGCCAAAUGAAGGGCCUGGGGGGCUUUGGAACUACACCAUUCGUACUGACGCAGUGUUCUGGAGCGAGCCCGUCAAGUUUGAUGUAGACAAGUCGGUCAACGUCGAGCAGGUGUAUAUCCUACCUAUGCAAAAAGCCGUCGAUGCCAUCAUCGCAAAUAUCAACGGCUCCAACUCGGAUCCCUUGGCUAAGACGGAAGGGCUGCCUUUUGCCAGCAUGACACAGAAAGUACGAGAUGAAACGGUCCGGCAAGUGUAUCACAGGUCGAUUAUCAACUUUAUGGCCGUCGCAUUUAUCGCCAACAUCUUGUGGAUUACUUACCACCUUACUGGAUUCGUCGCCGCGGAACGUGAGAGUGGCAUGUCUCAGCUUCUCGAUUCAAUGAUGCCGGUUAGCAAGCCAUGGAAAGCUCAAGCCGCUCGCAUUAUUGCACACCAUUUGUCCUUUUCUAUGAUUUACGCUCCUGCAUGGAUGAUCGGCUCCGUCAUCAUUCGAUUUGGCGUCUUCGUCAACACCAGCAUCGUCAUUAUUCUUUUUUUCAAUUUGUUUUCCGGUUUGGCCCUCGCGUCCAUGUCUAUUCUGUUUGCUUCAUUCUUCAAAAAGGCUCAAUUGAGUGGUAUUACUGCCACUAUCAGCAUCGUGCUCCUCGGUAUUCUGGCCCAGGCUCUGACACAACCGACGACCGGUCCUGUCGCCGUCUUAUCUGUGCUCUUCACUCCCUGCAAUUAUGUAUAUUUUCUCACGUUCAUGGCGAAGUUCGAGAAGUGGGACAGGGCGGCCAAUCUUGUGCAAAACCCUCCCGCUAGCUCAUGGGAGAUGCCAGGAAUUGCGUUUUUUAUCAUUGUCAUUACUCAAAUUAUUAUAUAUCCGCUACUUGGCGCUCUGGUUGAAAUGAAGCUCUAUGGCACAACCACCGAGGCACGCAAGAUUCAAUUCCAGGAGGGCGGCGAGAGCACUUUGGCUGAAAAUGCUAUAGAACUGGACAAGCUCACAAAGAUUUAUUACCCCAGCUUCUUUACCCGCUUGUUCUCUUCGAGAUCGAAAUCUCGUGAGCCGGUGGUGGCUGUCAAUGAGCUCAGCUUCCAAGCAGGACGGGGUCAAAUUGUCGCUCUUUUGGGUGCAAAUGGCAGUGGAAAGAGUACUACUUUAGAUGCUAUUGCUGGUCUACACAAGCUGACCAGCGGAUCAAUCACCAUUGACGGUAGGGGUGGACUUGGUAUUACGCCGCAGAAAAACGUCCUUUGGGAAGAUUUGACUGUUGCAGAGCAUCUCACCGUCUUUAACGUGCUAAAGGCCCCAGAGGCUCCGGCGUCCAAGGCGGAAAUUACGGAUCUUAUUAGGUCGAUUGACCUGUAUCCCAAACGUAAUGCUCUGGCCAAGACUUUGUCUGGAGGCCAAAAACGAAAGUUACAGCUUGGUAUGAUGUUGACCGGCGGAAGUGCAGUUUGCUGUGUCGAUGAAGUGAGCAGUGGGCUGGAUCCCUUGUCUCGGCGAAAAAUCUGGGAUAUUCUCCUCGCGGAACGGGGACGACGAACUCUAAUUCUUACAACCCAUUUCUUGGAUGAAGCCGAUCUCCUUGCCGACCACAUUGCCAUUCUGUCCAAGGGAACUCUUCGUGCUGAAGGGUCAUCUGUGGAGCUGAAGGACAGAUUUGGCAGCGGAUAUCGCGUUCACGUGCAGAAGAACCCUGGCGCAUCGCACAUGCCUAGCAUCCCGGGAGUCCAAAAGAAGGAAUCGUUUGAUUUAGUCACCUAUGUCGCGCCUACAUCAAAUCUGGCCGCCCAAGUCAUUAUGACUCUGGAAGAUAAUGGUAUCACCCAGUAUCGUUUUUCUGGUCCGACCAUCGAGGACGUUUUCCUUCAAGUUGCGGAGGAAAUCAAAGAUGAGGAUGCGUUAAAGGGCGUCGCCUCAGGUAUCCUUGGAGAAGUGGAGGGUGCGAAUGAAAAGGGCAUAUUUUCGUCAAAGGAGGGCUCAACUCAUCAAGGGUUGAAGCUGCUCGAUGGCAAGCGAGUGGGCUUCGUCAAGCAAGCCAUGAUUCUUUACAGAAAACGGGUUACUGUGCUUAAACGCAAUUGGAUCUUGUAUCUCAUUGCGUUCCUAUUACCGAUUUUCGCCGCUGGCCUCACAGCUCUCUAUGUCAAGGGCAAAAGUCAAACCGGCUGUAUUCCAGCUGACCAGCCGUCCUCUGGGACUGGAGACGCUGUUACGCCGGCCGAGACCAGCGACAAGAUUGUGUUCUUGGCUGGUCCAGCUUCCAAGCUCUCCGUCGCAACCAUCACCGGCCUGCUACAGCCGCUAUUCAACGGCUCAAUAAGUAGUGCUGCCAUGGGUUCUGCAAUCCUACCGAGUGUUCAACUAGUUGAUACUUUUGACUCUUGGAGACAGCAUAUCAACGACGAUUUUCGUAACAUCACCACAGCGGUGUGGUUCGGAGAUGACAGCUCAAAUCCAACAAUUGGCUGGGUGGCCAACUCGUUUCUUAGUAGCUCCAUUACAGCACAGCAGCUCCUCGAUGUCAUUCUCACCAACACAACCAUUGCUACAACCUGGUCGUCGUUCGACGUACCGUUCAACCCCGGCAUUAGCGAUGCCUUGAGUCUUGUCGUUUACAUGAGUCUCGCUCUGGCUUGUUAUCCUGCAUUCUUUGCGCUCUACCCCAGCAAUGAACGAAGGCGAUUCGUACGUGCGCUGCAGUAUUCCAACGGUGUUCAAUCAUUUCCGCUGUGGGUGGCCUACCUCUUGUUCGACUUUACUGUUGCAGUGCUUACUUCGGCAAUUGUAACUGCAUUGUGGGCUCGCUUGUCCAAUAUCUGGUUUCAUCUGGAAUAUGUCUUUAUUGUGCUUUUCCUGUAUGGGCUGGCGUCAAUUUUGUAUUCCUACAUAAUCUCGCUAUUCACAAAAUCCCAGCUGGCUACGUUCGCUUGGUCGGCUGCCACGCAAGCCGUUUUCUUCCUUGGGUACCUGAUUGCAUACAUAUGUGUAGUCACAUACGUACAAGUAAGCCACAUUGACUCGACGUUGCUCAUAUGCCAUUUUGUUAUCUCGGCCUUCUCACCAAUUGCAAGCGCAACUCGGGCGAUGUUUCUGGCGACGAAUCUCUUCGCAACAGCUUGUGACGGCAACGAGAUAUCCACGAAACCUAUGGGACUUGUCGCAUACGGCGGCCCAAUCCUCUACCUAGUUACUCAAUGCAUUGUCCUUUUCGGUCUGCUACUGUGGUUUGAUAGCGGCAAUGUCGGUGCAUCCAUCCGCGGACUCUUUGACCGCAGCCAGCGAACCGAGUCCACGAACGAGCUGGAUGCAGAGAUGACUGAAGAGCUGACCAGAGUAACCAGCACUGGUCAGACCAAAGAUGGGCUUCGCGUCGUGCACCUGACAAAAUCCUUCAAAAAGAAUACAGCAGUCGACAAUGUCACGUUUGGGAUUAAGCGUGGUGAAGUGUUCGCUCUUUUGGGGCCAAAUGGUGCUGGCAAGUCCACGACGAUUUCUCUCAUUCGAGGUGAUAUCAAGCCCAGCCGCAAUGGCGGCGACAUUUUCGUCGAGAAUGUAUCCGUCUCCAAGAACCUAGCUGCAGCACGAACAUAUCUAGGUGUGUGUCCCCAAAUCGACGCAUUAGACCAGAUGACAGUCCGGGAGCAUCUUGAAUUCUACGCCCGAAUCCGUGGCAUCCCCGACAUCGAGCACAACGUCGCAGCAGUCUUGCGAGCAGUAGGCUUGGAAGCAUUUGCAUCCCGCAUGGGCUACGCCCUAUCCGGAGGUAACAAGCGCAAGCUAAGUCUCGGAAUCGCACUCAUGGGCAAUCCCACCGUGGUGCUGCUUGACGAACCGUCAUCCGGCCUCGACGCUGCCUCCAAAAGAAUCAUGUGGAAGACACUGGCUGCCACCGUUCACGGCCGUUCCAUCCUCCUCACAACGCACAGCAUGGAAGAAGUAGGCGCCGUCGCCGGACGCGCCGGCAUCCUCUCGCGCCGGAUGCUCGCCGUAGGAACCCCUGAUAACCUCCGCCACCGCUUCGGCGAUGCCCUUCACGUCCACCUCGUAUCCAGCACGGCUCCUCGAACGACCGACGAAGAAAUGCAAGCGGUAAUCUCAUGGAUCCAAACCCGUCUACCAUCCGCCAAUGUCGACGCAAAGACAUACCACGGACAAUUGCGCUUCUCCGUCUCCGCAAACGACGUCCUGGCCCUUCAGAAGCAACAGAGCACCACUAGAGUUGCAGAUAUUAUAUCCCACGAAAGCGACAUGGCCCACGCUGCUCGUGAAGGUAGCGCCAUUGGCCAACUCGUCGUGCUCCUGGAAGUGAAUAAGAAGACGUUGGGUAUUAGUCACUACAGUGUUAGUCCUACCACUUUGGAUGAAGUAUUCCUGACUAUUGUAGGCCAGCAUAAUGUCAAGGAGGAGAAUUACGAAGAACAAAAGAAGAGUAAAUGGUCCAAGGUGAUCAAGUUUAGUAGCUCGAAGCAGUGUGUCCAAUAG
This is a messenger RNA of Pochonia chlamydosporia 170, 4902 nucleotides long. Its product is annotated as ABC transporter. The coding region runs from base 1 to 4902 and encodes 1633 amino acids. Gene Ontology annotation, cellular component: intracellular membrane-bounded organelle; membrane. The transcript has a single exon. The record is from RefSeq and is a predicted model, not a curated record. Gene Ontology annotation, molecular function: lipid carrier activity; ABC-type transporter activity; ATP hydrolysis activity. NCBI's taxonomy places the organism in Eukaryota, Fungi, Ascomycota, Sordariomycetes, Hypocreales, Clavicipitaceae. Gene Ontology annotation, biological process: lipid transport; transmembrane transport.